UGAAUCCGUGAAAUAAGGUUAUGUUCGCGUUGCUUUCUUAGCUGAGGACGCAGUUUCUUUCUGAAACGCCGAGCAGCGAUCUUCUGAGCUCACGUGCGGCGAAUUUUCGUUUAAAUUUAGGAGAUUUUCAAGUCAGUGACUUGGCGAGGUUAUAUUUAGAAGACCGGCGUGGCGUUGUAACUGAGAGCCAGAAACCGCUUUGUCCAAAUUUGGAGUUUGAAGAGUUAAAUAUAACACUGUAUACCCAUUGCGAGCGUGCAGUUUGCGUCUAGCAUUGGUGCAGUGAAAAUGUUUUAAAGUGGUGUCCUCUGAGUAUUGAAUAUUUCCACCAUGGCACAAGUAUCGGAUGCAGUUAAGAAGUGUGUUGCUAUACUGCAGCAUGCCUCCAGUGACACUGAAAAGUUUGCGGCCCUGUUCAUGGUCACCAAACUGGUCAAAGCAAAGGAUUGCAACACUACAGCGAAGAAGUUAAUUUUUGAGGCUAUUGGUUUUAAAUUCUUGAAAAAAUUACUUCUGACUAGUGAUGUGCCUGUUGAUUGUCCCCCAUCUAUUUACAAAUCGGUUGCACUUUCUAUCUUGACAUGCUUCUGCAACGAGCCGGAACUUGCUACUCAUCCAGAAAUGUUAGCCAACAUCCCUGUUUUCCUUGACAUUGUCCAACAAGCUGAUGCAAGCGAUUAUGAUGAUAAUUUGAUUAUUGUAGGAGAAGCCUACGGAUGCUUGAAGAGUAUUGCUUCAUUUGAACCUGGACAGAAGGCCUUGUUUGAUGUUGGAGCCAUUACCAAAAUGGCUGAAAUUUAUUCUCAGCAGAGUUUCCAAACAGAUGAGGCCCUGAAUAUUCUCCUUGUGCUUGUCAAUAAAUUUGGAGCAAAUUCUUGGGAUAAAAAUAACUUGAAAAAUUUCCAUGCACUUGUAAAUAAAAUUGCUCUAGACUUUGAAACUGACAAUGAUGAAAGAAAAUUUGAACUUUGUUCAAUUUUGAAUGGUCUUUUGUAUAAUUCUCACAGAAAAGAAAUCAUGGAAUCAUAUGGAAUUGAAUUGUGGCCCUUCAGUAUUUACAAAGGACUGUUUGAUGUAUUAACAAGUAAGAUUGGCAAGAAACAAAGAGACCCAGCAUUAUGCUUAGCUUCCACUAUGAUGGAUGUGCUUGGAGUGGAUUGGAUAUUUGGGGAUGAAGAAAAAGGAAAGCAAUUUUUCCUACUUUUGAUUCAAUUGGGCGCCAUUGAAGUUAGAAUGCAGUUAGAUGGAAAGGGGCUUCAACAAGUGUACACUCAAGCAAACCUGAUGACUGCUUGCUACAUCAUUUUGGAGAUUUCAAUCAAUUACAUAUCAACUGAUCAAUUGGAUUUGGAUCAGAAGGAGAAGCAAAAUCUGUACACUGGAUUGAAAGGAGCAUUUUCGGCUGUAAUGUCGUUCUUAACGAAAAUUUCAAAUGAUAAGAACAAGGAUAAGAUUCCAGGAAAAGAGAAAUUGUUCGUAUGUGGAACAAUCAGGGUUUUGGCGGCUUGGCUUGCCCAAGAAACGUCGGCCAUGAGAACGCAAGUGUAUCAGCUGCUGCCAUUUAUUUUGGGUUUGGCUAAUGAAUCUUUCUACGCUUGCAAAGCGAGGAGAUUAGCGGAGAAAGCAGGAACACCAAUGGAAGUUGAUGAUCCAAUAUCCAAGUUUGAUGUUCUGAGAAUUAUGCUUCCAGCUCUGUGCCAUUUAACUGUUGAGGACGAAGCAAGAAAAAUUAUGCUGAAAAUUAACGAAGACAAGGCACUUUACGAUUGCUUCGAAUACCAUUGGUCGAUAGUUCAUUAUAAGAGACCGCCAGUUCCUAGGAGCGAACGCCUGAAAGUAUUGGCGAAUCCAAAGAUCGAAUUAUCUCCCGAGAUUCUUGAAGAUAUGAAGGAUUCGCGAGCUGCGAUGAUCAGCACAUGCAACAUUUUCAUGAACAUCACCGUCUUAGAGGCUAAAUACAUCGAAGACAGCGACUUGUUCAAUGAACUCAUGAAGUUCAUCUUUGAGAAUUUACCCGAACUUAAAGAUAUUCCCGAGAAUCUUCCACUGCACGGCAAUUUGGCGGUCCUCGGUUUGCUUCUGAUGAAGCAGCAGAAUAAGAAAAUCAAGAAGAACGAUUUCUCGAUUUGUAGAUACAUUAAAGCUACCAUUCGUUUCCUGUGGGAUGCGUACGUUGCGGAUGAAUCAAGCGACACUGGUAUAGUUGUUGCCAUGAGCUACAAGGAGUAUUGGAUGGAGAUUAUGGAACUUUGGUUCCUGGGAAUGCAGACGAUGUCGGCAAUAUUGUCUUUCGUCCCAUGGAUCUCUGAGUUCGCGAUCGAAAGCGGCUGGGCCGAAGGGAUCAUCGAUACAUUGAAGAAGGUUAAAAUCGGAGCUCUCCCUCCCAACGUGAAGUCGGCGUACGAGGAUUUCCUGUGCCGUCUCGUCGAUGCCAACGGUGAUGUUAUUCCUGUGCUGAAGAAGGCCGACGCUCUCAAAGUGUGCAGAAACCACAGGCUCAUGGAGUUGGGCAAGAAGCUGUUCGGUGAUUAAAUAAACGCACCAGAAAAUCAAAAGACUUAAGAUUGCUGCUUCAUUAUUUUCAUACUCGAUUUUUCUAUUUGGAAUAUAACAAUUCUAUAUCGCCUGUUCGGAUUUUAUAUAUGUUUUUAAAGCUCGUGUUUAUUAUUUCUAGUCUAUAAAUGGAUGUAUUAAACAAGCAAAACACAUACACUUUUA
Messenger RNA from Nicrophorus vespilloides, 2718 nucleotides. RefSeq names its product neurochondrin homolog. NCBI's taxonomy places the organism in Eukaryota, Metazoa, Arthropoda, Insecta, Coleoptera, Silphidae. The transcript has a single exon. Gene Ontology annotation, biological process: regulation of neuronal synaptic plasticity; neuron projection development. The coding region runs from base 331 to 2532 and encodes 733 amino acids. Gene Ontology annotation, cellular component: dendrite. The record is from RefSeq and is a predicted model, not a curated record.